Polyodon spathula (Mississippi paddlefish) is the source of this 627-nucleotide messenger RNA. RefSeq names its product brain natriuretic peptide-like. NCBI's taxonomy places the organism in Eukaryota, Metazoa, Chordata, Actinopteri, Acipenseriformes, Polyodontidae. The transcript has 3 exons. Gene Ontology annotation, cellular component: nucleus; cytoplasm; extracellular region. The record is from RefSeq and is a predicted model, not a curated record. Gene Ontology annotation, molecular function: hormone activity; hormone receptor binding. Gene Ontology annotation, biological process: receptor guanylyl cyclase signaling pathway; cGMP biosynthetic process; negative regulation of systemic arterial blood pressure. The coding region runs from base 117 to 569 and encodes 150 amino acids.
CCAUUGAGACCAAAACAACAAUAAGACAAGAGGAGUCAAGGGAGGAAGGAAGAAACCAAGAACGCAUUGAAACAAGAGCCAUACCUCCAAAUCAGCGAGGCUAAACAUCAGAGACAAUGUUGGGAUCAAGGCUUGCCUUCUGCUACGGAUUUGUGCACCUGCUGCUGCAGACGCACCUCCUCGUGUGUGCCUACCCCUACAGCGACCCUGUGGUCAGAGAUACCGACGCUUUAAAGACCUUACUUCAACGCCUAGAAGAUGCAUUUUUGCUGAACGUCAGAGCAGAAUCAUUAGAGAGGGGGCAGGUGCCAGAUGGAAUGCCGGAAGAGCGAUCAUUCGAAGCGGAGGAUGCAAGCCAGGAGCGAGACGCAGAAGAAUCGGCUAUUGGAUACAGCAGGCAGGAUGCGGAGGAGGCGCGCCUCUCGGACAGGAAUACCAGUGGAUUUCUGAACCCACUGAGAAACGCAAAACGAUAUUCUGGCUGCUUCGGAAGGAGAAUCGACCGUAUCGGAUCAAUGAGUGCGCUAGGGUGCAACGGUGGUUCUAGAAUGAGUUACAAAAGAAGUUAAAACCAUCAUAAGAGAUCCCUACUGUACACCCGCUCUGAGGAAUGGGGAUUUUUCACGA